AUGAUCUCUGGGCGAGGGGGCGCUGGUGCGAGAGGCCGCAUCCGUCCGCCUCGUCGAAUUGCCCGGCCCAACGGAUCUGGCGAAGGAGCUGACUUUGAGUCAUGCUGGAACAUGCUUAAAGAAGCUCUACGCGACAUACACAACAAAAGCUGCGGUAGGCUGUCAUUCGAAGAGCUCUACCGAGCAGCUUACAAAAUUGUCCUUAAGAAGAAGGGUGACGCUCUAUACGAGCGUGUAAAGGAGUUUGAGGAGGAAUGGUUUACCGCGAACGUUAUUCCGAAGAUCCAGGUGCUCUUUACCAACAGCCUCAUCAAUGCGGGUGUCGAUAAAGCGGGCGCCGCGUCUGUUAAUGAACGACGCCAAACCGGCGAGAAAUUCCUCAAAGGACUACGUGAUACUUGGGAGGAUCACAACGUUUCGAUGAACAUGACGGCCGAUAUCCUCAUGUAUCUAGAUCGUGGCUAUACCCAACAAGAGUCGCAUAGGGUUUCCAUCUUUUCGACUACAAUCGCCCUCUUCCGAGACAACAUCCUACGCUCCCGCCUCAACAAAGAUUCGCAAAGCUUAGUUGUCGAUAUUGUCAUCGCAGUAAUGCUGGAUCACAUCGAUAUGGAGCGCAAGGGCGACAUUAUCGAUCGAAACCUCAUCCGCAGCUGCAGCCGCAUGCUCAGUAGCCUGUACGAAGCCGAGGACGAGAACGAAUUAACAAAAUUGUACUUGACAUUGUUCGAAACGCGCUUUCUCGAAAACAGCCAAGAGUUUUACGGCCGUGAAUGCCAAGAGCUACUGGAGGUGGCGGAUGCUUGUCGAUGGCUGAGGCAUACAAAGAAACGGCUGGAAGAAGAACGGGAUCGAUGUGGGAUUACGAUCGAACCCGAAACUGAAGCAAAGGUCACCUCUGUGAUUGAUCAACAACUGAUAAUAAAACAUUUGGCUGAAUUUCUGGACAUGGAAGGCAGUGGACUACGAUGGAUGAUUGACAAUGCCAAGUCCGAAGAACUGUCAAUCUUGUACAGCCUCGUCGCAAGGGUUGAUCCUAACAAGACUUCCAUACAGGGCAUCCUGCAGAAACGGGUUGUUGAGUUGGGACUCGAGAUUGAAAAGAAUCUUCAACAGGCGGAAUUUUCUGCGCCAACCGAAGGCAACGAGGGUGCGGGUGAGAAAGGGGAGAAGACAAAGGCGCUUCCAGCCGUUUCUCAACAGACUGCAGCAGCUAUCAAGUGGGUUGACGAUGUUCUGGCCCUUCGAGAUAAAUUCGACACGAUGUGCACGAACUGCUUCGAGUCUGAUUUGCUCAUCCAGACUGCUAUUGAGAAGAGCUUCACCCAAUUCAUAAACCUGUUCCCCAGAUGCUCCGAAUACGUGUCACUUUUCAUCGAUGAGAACAUGAAGAAGGGGGUUCGUGGUAAAUCUGAAGUGGAAAUUGACGUGAUCCUGGACAAGGCAAUCGUUCUUAUCCGCUAUCUCAGAGACAAAGAUCUGUUCCAGACAUAUUACCAGCGCCAUCUCGCCCGCCGACUACUUCAUGCCAAAUCAGAAAGCCACGACGUUGAGAAUCAGCUCAUACUGAAAAUGAGACAAGAUUUCGGCCAGCAGUUCACCGUGAAGCUGGAGGGCAUGUUCCGAGACUUGGUUACCUCGGCAGAGCUUACAACAUCAUACCGCGACCAUGUUCGCACGUCGGGAGAUGGAACCAAGAAGACGGAGCUGGGUAUUAAUGUCUUGACUAUGAACAACUGGCCACAAGACGUGAUGGGUCGCACUGCACAAAUUGGAGAAGGCUCUCGUGUCACUUGCACCUACCCUGCAGAAAUCGAAAGGCUACAAGCCAGCUUUGAACAAUUCUAUCUGUCAUCGAGAAACGGAAGAAAACUCACCUGGAUUGGGACAACGGGCAGUGCUGAUGUGCGAUGCAUAUUCCCGGCGAUUCCAGGAAAGUCUGGCGUCCUGGCGAAGGAAAGACGUUACGAGAUCAAUGUAUCGACGUAUGCUAUGGUUGUCCUGAUGCUCUUUAACCAGCUACCCGACAACGAGCAGCUUUCGUUUGAGGAGAUACAAGCAAAGACUGCAAUUGCGCCGGCUGAUUUAAUGCGAACCUUGACAGCCGUCGCCGUGGCGCCCAAGUCGCGUGUGCUUCUCAAACAUCCGCUCACAAAGUCUAUCAAGUCAUCCGACAAGUUUUCCUUCAAUGCAUCGUUCCAGAGCAAGACGAUGAGGAUCAAGGCCCCAGUCAUCAAUGCCGUCUCCAAGGUCGAAGACGCCUCUGAGAGAGCUACUACAGAAGAAAAGAAUGACAAGAUACGUGGGCACAUUAUUGAUGCUGCUAUUGUACGAAUCAUGAAAUCACGAAAGGAGCUAGGUCACACGCAGCUUGUAAGCGAGGUUUUGUCUCAGUUAGCAGCGCAUUUCAAGCCAGAAGUGCCUCUCAUCAAGCGCCGCAUCGAAAGCUUGAUUGCGCGCGAUUUCCUCGAGCGGCCAGAACAGGAAGACGCACCGGGAUUGUACCGCUACAUGGCAUAG
Molecule: messenger RNA, 2520 nt
Organism: Cordyceps militaris CM01
Lineage: Eukaryota; Fungi; Ascomycota; Sordariomycetes; Hypocreales; Cordycipitaceae
Product: cullin-3
Exons: 3
Coding region: 1-2520 (839 amino acids)
Biological process (GO): ubiquitin-dependent protein catabolic process; protein ubiquitination
Cellular component (GO): Cul3-RING ubiquitin ligase complex
Molecular function (GO): ubiquitin protein ligase binding
Source: RefSeq, a predicted model, not a curated record